CUCAUCCCCCGCCCAGCGCCAGCCGCCAGCAGCCUAGCGCGCGCUCCGCCGCUCACUGGACUGGUAGUACUGGCGCCGCGCCUUCGCCUACCUCGCGCCGGCGAGGAAAGGUGUCCUCCGUUCAUGGUUCCCGACGCCGUGGUUGGGACGACAUGCCGCCCCUCGCGUUCAUCCGCUCCCUCCCCGCGAGGCUGCUCGAGCGAGUGUGCGAUGGAGUCCGGGGGAGCCCGGCCGCGGUGCGGGACGAGGAGUCCGGGGGCAGCGGCCGGUCGGCGGCGGCGGCGGGGCACCCGGCGGGAGAGUGCUACGCGUGCACGCAGCCGGGGGUGCCGGCGUUCCACUCCACGACCUGCGACCAGGUGCACGAGCCCGGCUGGGACGCCGACGCGGGGUCCUCGCUAGUGCCGGUCCAGGCGCAGCAGCAGGCCCCGCCGGCGCCGGCGUCGGCGGCGCAGCACGCGGGCGCCGCGGCGCGGUGGCUGUUCGGCCCCGUGCUGGACCCGCGGAGCAAGCGCGUGCGGCGCUGGAACCGGUGGAUCCUGCUGGGCCGGGCCGCCGCGCUGGCGGUGGACCCGCUCUUCUUCUACGCGCUCUCCAUCGGCCGCGCCGGCCAGCCCUGCCUCUACAUUGACGCCGGCCUCGCCGCCGCGGUCACCGCGCUCCGGACCUGCGCCGACGCCGGGCACCUCGCGCACGUCCUGCUCCAGUUCCGCCUCGCCUACGUCUCCCGCGAGUCCCUCGUCGUCGGCUGCGGCAAGCUCGUCUGGGACGCCCGCGCCAUCGCCGCGCACUACGCCCGCUCCGCCAAGGGCCUCUGGUUCGACCUCUUCGUCAUCCUCCCCAUCCCGCAGGUCAUUUUCUGGCUGGUUAUACCGAAGUUAAUAAGGGAAGAGCAAGUUAAACUUAUCAUGACAAUAUUGCUGCUCAUGUUCAUAUUUCAAUUCCUCCCCAAGGUGUACCACAGUAUUCAUAUCAUGAGGAAAAUGCAGAAGGUGACUGGUUACAUCUUUGGAACAAUAUGGUGGGGAUUUGGUCUAAAUCUAUUUGCCUAUUUCAUUGCGUCUCAUAUCGCAGGUGGUUGUUGGUACGUUCUUGCAAUUCAGCGUAUUGCCUCCUGCCUUCAGGAAGAAUGCAAGAAAAACAACAGCUGCGAUCUAAUAUCGCUUGCUUGUUCAAACGAGAUAUGUUUUCACCCUCCUUGGUCAUCAAAUAUUAAUGGAUUCGCAUGUGACACAAACAUGACCUCCUUCGGUCAACAAAACAUGUCUACCUGUCUAAGUGGAAAUGGGUCCUUUGCUUAUGGUAUCUAUUUGGGGGCUCUUCCUGUUAUAUCAAGCAAUUCGCUUGCUGUCAAAAUACUCUAUCCUAUAUUUUGGGGCCUCAUGACUCUCAGUACUUUCGGUAACGAUCUUGCCCCUACGAGCAAUGGUCUCGAGGUGAUAUUCAGCAUAAUAAAUGUCCUCAGUGGCUUGAUGCUCUUCACACUGCUGAUCGGAAACAUACAGGUAUUUCUACAUGCCGUCCUGGCAAGGAAGCGGAAGAUGCAGCUGCGUUUCCGGGACAUGGAAUGGUGGAUGAGACGGAGGCAACUGCCGUCCCGCCUGAGGCAGAGGGUCCGCAAGUUCGAGCGCGAGCGCUGGGCGGCCGUCACGGGAGACGAGGAGAUGGAGAUGAUCAAGGACCUGCCUGAAGGACUCAGGCGAGACAUCAAGCGCUACCUCUGCCUCGAGCUGGUUAAGCAGGUUCCGCUGUUCCAUGGCAUGGACGACCUGAUCCUGGACAACAUCUGCGACCGGCUGCGGCCGCUGGUGUUCUCCAGCGGCGAGAAGGUGAUCCGCGAGGGCGACCCGGUGCAGCGCAUGGUGUUCAUCCUGGAGGGCAAGCUCCGGAGCACGCAGCCGCUGACCAAGGGUGUGGUGGCGACGUGCAUGCUGGGCGCGGGCAACUUCCUGGGCGACGAGCUGCUGUCGUGGUGCCUGCGCCGCCCCUUCGUGGACCGGCUGCCGGCCUCGUCGGCGACGUUCGAGUGCGUCGAGGCGGCGCAGGCGUUCUGCCUCGACGCGCCGGACCUGCGCUUCAUCACCGAGCACUUCCGGUACAAGUUCGCCAACGAGAAGCUCAAGCACACGGCGCGCUACUACUCGUCCAACUGGCGGACCUGGGCCGCCGUCAACAUCCAGCUCGCGUGGCGCCGGUACAGGGCCAGGAAGGUGGACGCGACCGCGAUGGCGCCGCCGCCGUUGGCCACCGGUCCCGACGACGGGGACCGGCGGCUCAGGCACUACGCGGCCAUGUUCAUGUCGCUCCGGCCGCACGAUCACCUCGAGUAAGAAGGAUGGAGGGAGGGAGGGACCAUCCUAAUUCCUAUUCCUAGCUCUGCCGGGCCCGUGAUGGCUGUAAUGUGUACUGUACACUGUACUAUACGUCAUCUUCUGGUAAAGUGAAUUAGUGAUUCGGGUUCGUCAUUUGAAGAAGAUGAAUAAUGGAGAAGUAUUUUCUUAGUUCGUUCUGAUUCA
Molecule: messenger RNA, 2516 nt
Organism: Panicum virgatum (switchgrass)
Lineage: Eukaryota; Viridiplantae; Streptophyta; Magnoliopsida; Poales; Poaceae
Product: cyclic nucleotide-gated ion channel 2-like
Exons: 7
Coding region: 153-2330 (725 amino acids)
Source: RefSeq, a predicted model, not a curated record